Molecule: messenger RNA, 2116 nt
Organism: Setaria italica (foxtail millet)
Lineage: Eukaryota; Viridiplantae; Streptophyta; Magnoliopsida; Poales; Poaceae
Product: DNA polymerase epsilon subunit B
Exons: 13
Coding region: 68-1669 (533 amino acids)
Biological process (GO): DNA-templated DNA replication; error-prone translesion synthesis
Cellular component (GO): epsilon DNA polymerase complex
Molecular function (GO): DNA binding
Source: RefSeq, a predicted model, not a curated record
ACCCCAGCCCUCCUUUCCCGCCACACCCUCUUCCAGCCCCCGCCGCAAUCCCUCCCCUCGUUCUCCCAUGGCGCCGCCGUCGGCGGCCACGCGCAGGAAGCUGCAGCGCAAGUUCCGCCUGCGGGGCUUCACCCUCAAGGUCGACGCCCUCGAGGAGGCGGCCGCCUUCCUCGAGCGCUUCCCCGACGCGGAGGACGACGCGCUCGACCUCCUCCUCGACGAGCUCGACAAGGAGCCGCUGCAGUCGUCGAUACUGGAUCGGGACGCGGUCCGGCGCGUGGUGGCGCUGCUCGUCGAGGCGGAGGAGGCUGUCGACGCGGCGUCGCUGGCGGUCACCAGCGCCCGCUCCGCGCUGCGGGUGGUGGACGCGUUCCUCGUGCCGCGGUUCCACUACGACUCAAUCAAGAAAGUGUUCUACGAGCACACCGGUAGAUUACCUAUCCAUGGAGAAGCUGGAGCUAAAGCUUCCCUUUAUAGGGACAGGUACCAAGUGCUACUUCAGAGGCUCUCUCGUGAUAAAUAUUUCUCUAAGCCAGCUUUUGACACGGUUGUGACUGAAGAUAGCAGCUGCGAGAUUACUUCUAUACAGUCUCUAAUCGGGUGCACUGGACGGAGAUGGAUUAUGGGGGUCAUUUCACAGUUGGAGGAGCGCCAGUUCUACUUGGAGGAUCUUACUGGAGCAGUUCCGAUUGACUUAUCAAAUGCCAAAAUCACGUCAGGUUUUUUUGUUGAAAAUACUGUAAUCGUCGCUGAAGGGGAGCUGCUUUCAAAUGGCAUUUUCCAGGUUAAUACAUGUGGUUUUCCUCCCCUGGAGGACAGGGAAGCUUCACUUUCAUUGCUCAUGGGUCUUGAUUUCUUUGGGGGAGGUGUAAUACCAACUGAAGAAACGCUAAGAUUAUCGUCACUGGAAAAGAAGGCCAUCAAUGAUAUGUUUGUCAUACUUUCGGAUGUUUGGAUUGACAAUCCUGAGACUAUGGAGAAGUUAGCUGUUGUCCUUGAUGGUUAUGAUAGCGUAGAAGUGGUGCCUUCCCUCUUCGUUUUGAUGGGCAAUUUCUGCUCUCGUCCCUGCAACCUAGCAUUCAGUUCAUUUGAAGAACUCAGAUUGCAGUUUGGAAAGCUUGGCGAGAUGAUUGCAGCUCGAUCUAGAUUAAAGGAGCAUAGUCGUUUCUUAUUCGUUCCAGGCCCUGAUGAUGCAGGCCCUUCUAAAGCACUCCCAAGGUGUGCGCUUCCAAAAUAUCUUAUUGAAGAACUUCUAAAGCACAUCCCAAAUGCAAUCUUCGUAAGCAACCCCUGCAGGGUGAAGUUUUAUACACAAGAAAUUGUGUUUUUCCGGCAAGAUCUCCUUUACAGGAUGCGGCGGUCAUGUCUCAUUCCACCAACAACCGAAGAAACAAGUGACCCUUUUGAGCAUCUGGUAGCAACUAUCACCCAUCAGAGUCAUCUUUGUCCAUUGCCCCUUACUGUUCAACCUAUCAUAUGGAAUUAUGAUCAUUGCCUUCGGCUGUAUCCAACUCCUCACGCAAUAGUAUUGGGUGACAAGAGCGAGCAGAAAGCCUUCAAAUACACUGGAAUUACUUGCUUUAAUCCAGGUUCGUUUGCGAAUGACAGCACCUUUGCAGCAUACCGACCUUGCACUAAGGAGGUUGAGCUUUCUGCACUAGAAGGCUAACAUAAGGGGAGAAUUAACUGAGGCUCUCAAAUUGGGGUGGCGUACUGAAGUGUAUCAUCCAACCCAGCAUUUCUCGAAGUCUGGUGAUAAAUGCACAUCAUCCAUCCAGAUUGUCAUUUCUGGCUCUGACAGAUGAAUUAAGGAGCAGGCCAUUUCCACGCAAGAAUCUGUGGAAAUAACAGGCCAUCCAUGAAGUUGUGGUGUUUCUCUGAAGAGAUGUGAUGCUGACAUCUGAUCAUAGGCUCAGCAGAGCAAUAGCAGCAGAUGGUAAUGGUGUUUGUGCAGCAAACAUCUCUAGACGGUUUUAACUGACUGACAUUGUAUGUUUUACCAAAAUCUUUGUACUCUACCAUUUAGAAUUCAUUGUUGUAAAUCACGGUAACAAGACUGCAUCUUUUAGUGUUUCUAAUUGUUCUAUCGUUAGUAUUUGAUCGCCCAACUGUCCAA